CAAAGAUCACUUUCCUGUGAAGACUUCUGUUCUUUCAUCAUAGUCCGGGAGUUGACGACGUUGCCACACUGCAGUCCAGAGCAGAAAAAAUGGGGUUUAAAUAAAAUAAGGUCAACACCCAUUGGGAGGUAGAAUUGAUCGAGGAGCUUCAUUUCCAUCAUCACCAGCCGAUAGCAGCAAGAAAAAAAAGCAUAUGAUGGAGGUCAAAUGGGCUGCUCCCUGCCUCUCCCUCUUGUUCUUUCUCAUCAUUAUCAAUUCUGAGUUCAUUCAUGGCAGUGUAGUUACCUAUGAUAGAAAGGCCAUCGUCAUCAAUGGACAAAAGAGAUUACUCUUCUCCGGUUCCAUUCAUUAUCCAAGAAGCACACCCGAGAUGUGGGAAGAUCUCAUCCUCAAAGCUAAAGAAGGAGGAUUGGAUGUGAUAGAGACUUAUGUGUUUUGGAAUGUCCAUGAGCCUUACCGUGGCCAAUAUAAAUUUGAAGGGAGAUAUGACUUGGUUAGGUUUGUGAGAACCAUUCAAGAAGCAGGGCUUUAUGCGCAUCUUCGCAUUGGACCCUAUGUUUGUGCCGAAUGGAAUUUCGGAGGGUUUCCGGUAUGGCUAAAGUAUGUUCCUGGAAUUAGCUUCAGAACAGAUAACGAGCCCUUCAAGUUGGCCAUGAAAGGGUUCACAGAGAUGAUUGUGAAUUUGAUGAAGAGCAAUAAAAUGUUUGCAUCACAAGGAGGUCCAAUCAUACUCACACAGAUAGAGAACGAGUAUGGGAGCCAAGGCAAGGCACUUGGGUCUGUUGGCAACAAGUAUGCGAAUUGGGCUGCAAAUAUGGCCCUUCAAACGGAUACUGGAGUCCCUUGGGUGAUGUGCAAGCAAGAUGAUGCCCCUGAUCCUAUAAUCAACUCAUGCAAUGGCUUCUAUUGUGAUGAAUUCACCCCCAACAAACCAUACAAACCCACGAUUUGGACGGAGAAUUGGACGGGUUGGUUCUCCUUGUUUGGUGGUGCAAAUUACAAGCGACCGGCACAGGACAUGGCAUUUUCUGUUGCUAAUUUCAUACAAAAAGGAGGUUCAUUAGUUAACUAUUACAUGUACCAUGGAGGCACCAACUUUGGACGCACAGCGGGGGGGCCCUUUAUCACUACAAGCUAUGAUUAUGAUGCACCUCUCGAUGAGUUCGGGUUAUUUCGAAAUCCAAAGUAUGGUCACUUGAAGGAACUUCAUAGAGCACUUAAGUUAUGUGAAAAGGCACUGGUUUCAUCAGAUCCUACCGUGAAAUCUCUAGGACCCCUUCAACAGUCGUAUACGUACGUCUCGAGGUCGGGACAAUGUGCAGCUUUUCUCUCGAACUUCGACGAGCACUCUGCCGUGAGAGUGAUGUAUAACAACAUGCACUAUAAGUUAUCAGCUUGGUCCAUCAGCAUCCUUCCUGACUGCAAGACUGUUGUCUUCAAUACAGCACAAGUUGGGGCUCAAACAGCAGUAAUGGGAAUGCUACCAACUACUUCAGAAAUGUCUUCAUGGGAGUUCUAUCGCGAAGAUGUAUUUGCAUCAGGGGACUUGCCAUUUUCAGCCUAUGGCCUUUUAGAGCAAAUCAAUGUUACUAGAGACAGGAGUGAUUAUUUGUGGUACAGAACAAGUGUCCACAUUGACUCAUCUGAGUCGUUUUUGCGUGACGGCAAGCUCCCAGCACUGUAUGUAAAAUCAGAAGGUCAUGCUCUUCUUGUAUUUGUCAAUGGAAAGCUUUCAGGUUCUGCUUCAGGCACAAGGGAAUUUAAGAGAUUCAUAUUUGUUGAAAAUGUUGAACUCGGGGCAGGGACAAAUACUAUUGCAUUGCUCAGUGUUGCAGUUGGACUCCAGAAUAUAGGUUCAGGUUUUGAGACUAGGAGCACAGGAAUCUCUCCCGGUCCUGUUUUAUUAUAUGGACUUGACAGUGAAAAAUUGGACUUGUCCCAUGCAAGAUGGACAUACCAGGUAGGGCUUACAGGAGAGGCAAAGAAGAUCUUUUCACCCCGUCAUGUUUCGUCAGUAGGUUGGAAGAGAUUGGCCUCUGUGAAACAAACAAAGAAGCCUCUAACAUGGUAUAAGGCUUAUUUCAACGAACCUUCGGGAGAUGAACCAUUGGCUUUGGACAUGAAUAGCAUGGGAAAAGGUCAAGUAUGGAUUAACGGUCAAAGCAUCGGUAGAUAUUGGACAGCGAAGGCCAACGGAAACUGCACAGAAGACAUGGCUAGUUAUGCUGGACGGUAUAAGCCUCAAAGGAACCAAGUUGGAUGUGGUCAUCCAACUCAGAGAAUGUACCAUGUACCCAGAUCUUGGCUACAAUCAAGAAAUUUGUUGGUUGUCUUUGAGGAGCAUAGAGGAGAUCCAUCAAGAAUUACUCUUGUGAAGAGAUCAAUAAGGAGUGUUUGUGCAGAUGUCUCUGAAUUUCAACCGAAUAUGAGGAACAUGCAGAUUGAGAGCUCUGGUAGAAAAGAAAAGUUUCGUAAGCCCAAACUCCGCCUUGAUUGUGGGCGCGGUCAAUACAUUUCCUCCAUCCAGUUUGCAAGCUUUGGAACUCCACUAGGAACCUGCGGGGAAUUCUACAAGGGGCAUUGCCAUGCUACUAGCUCUUAUGUAACCUUAAAACAGAAGUGUCAAGGGAAACCAAGAUGCUCGGUGACAGUAGCAAAUUGGGUUUUUGGAGAUCCAUGCGCAGAUAUGUUGAAGAGUUUGAAAGUGGAAGCAACCUGCAGCCCUUCCCAAUGAGAUUUAAGAGAUCAUCUAUGUGAAUAUUUCCACAUACACGAAAGAGAAAAGAUUGGAAAUGAGAACAUAACACUAAGCACACAGAAAAACACAGUAAAAGUUAGACUAAGUUAAAGGUGAUACGGAGUAUUUGUUUAGAGGUGCUGAAGUUCAAGUAGUGGUCAAACAUUGAUGAGAUCAUGAUUCAUGAGGGUACAUAUAUUUGUAUUAAUAAUCACUUUUUUUCAUUAUUUUUGUUUGUUUUGUUAAUACAAAGUGUAAGUUGCAAUUAAAGUUCAAGUCUAGAGAUUUGAAAGAUGUGGGAAUGGUUCACUUAUUUUGAUACCUUUGACAGGCUGACAGCAAAAUAUAGCUUGCAC
Messenger RNA from Cuscuta europaea, 3093 nucleotides. NCBI's taxonomy places the organism in Eukaryota, Viridiplantae, Streptophyta, Magnoliopsida, Solanales, Convolvulaceae. The record is from the annotation of a GenBank genome assembly.